UCCCGUGGAGCAUAUGCAUCACUGAUCGAUUGAAUGCAAAAAUCAAACGUAAACACGAAUAUUCCAUUUGAAUGGUAAGCAGCAAUGCUACCAUUUUCGAUUCAUCCAUCAAUGUGAUUGUGAGGUAUUUGAAGAGCUGGCGGAAAUAAUAACAGCUGCUUUUUUUUUCAAAAUAAACGAACCAAGAAAAUAAAACGAACAUUCAUACGAGUGGAAGAAACAGGCGAAAGAAUCGCGAGGGAAACUACAUGAAAUAUAAAAGGAACGAAGAAUAAUCAAUAGCGAAGCGAAAAAAACUCACAAAAGAGUUUCAGAUCCAGAUUUCAGUCACGGAAUCUAUUUAAUCAUAUUGGGGAAUUUAAAACAGUUUUUUUUUCUCUCCAUUCUGUUGUAAAACACGACACAAGACAAGGUAUUCACUUGCUGCAAGCAAGUAAAUUCGCUUGCUGUCGAUUUGUGUCAGUUGAUAAGCGACCAUGGCUGUUUCGAACGAAGAAAAUGUUUACAAUGCCUUGCGGGGACAUUUAAGCGCAAACAUAAAGUUACCGGCACCUCUAAUCAUCAAAAUAUACGUAGCAAGCACAAAAAACGAAUUCAAAGUCGAGAGACGCAUCCUAUUGGAAGUAAUUGGACCUGAAUUGCAAUCAAUUUACGAUGAUCGUCAAAUUGAGAUUGAGUUCGUCGACAUGCAUUUUGGUACUGGGCCAGGACAUUCGAGUGCUCUCACUGAUUCCGACCCGUACAUUCUCGACGAGCAUCUAAGCGAAAUUGACGUUUGCUCUCGGGUCUCGAAAAGCGUAUUUUUUCUUACAUUAAUUGGUAAUAGCUUGGGAAAACUGCAUCUACCAAUCCAAAUCGAUGAAGAUGUAUUCGAAGCGAUCCAACGGCACGCAAAUGACGCCAACCUAAUGAACGAAUGGUAUCAAUACAAUGCAGAAACACAUACAUACACACUACGAAAAGAUUAUAGAGAGAAAGAUUUGAAUAAAAAAUGGAUGGGCGAUGUUGAUCGACUACGAACAAUAAUAAAUACAGCUAUUACAUCCAUUUCGGAUUGUACAACAUCAAAUGAAUCGACACUGUUACGUGAUAAAUUGAAAGCAAUUCAGAUUACAGCCACGGAAAUGGAAAUUCACAAAGCGCUCGCACUACCAAACAAGCGAAUACUGGCUGUAUUUCGGGAGUGGACAUCAUUAUCAUCAUCAUCGCCGAAUAUUACUGAAAGUACUAAAGUUGUAGCGGCUCGUGCAUCACGUGAUAAAAUCAGAAAGAUAAAAAGUUCGCUUGCCGAACAUGUGCCUGUCGGACAUCUUGUCACAUUAAACGUGAAUGGUGAACCAGUAGAUAUUGAUCCAGAGUGUGUGAGCCAUGACGAAUAUUUGACCGAAUUCAAGAGCAUUCUAAUUACAACACUACGAAAUGCCAUCGAUGAGGACAUAUCCAACGAUCCAGAUUGCAUAAAAGGACGCAAAAAAACCGUACAGGAAAUUUUCCAUGAGCAUGCCAUCCAUUUGAGAUGCUUGAACGAGCAUUAUCAAUCGAAUAGCCUAUUGUCAUCGAAUGUGCCCGAACUAAUUAAAUCGAACAUUUUGAAGUGCUAUCGGUCAGCUAGUCGACAUGCACCGUACUUUAUAUAUGGUAAACCUGGUACUGGCACAUCGGCAUUAAUUGCCGAACUUUAUACGAAUGUGACACAAUGGUUUGACAGCAAUACAAAAGUAAAUCGGGUGAUACGAUUUGCAUCGACCACACCACGUUCGGCAUACGGUUUAGAAUUGUUGCGCGUCAUUUGUCAGCAAAUUUCCAUCAUAUUCAAUAUACCCGAAGGUUAUCUACCAAAGGAUGCAUCAUUCGAUCCCGUUUAUAUCAAUACAUGGUUUCAACAUUUGAUGCGACGUUGCGAAGAUUUACGAAAUGAAGUGCUCAUCCUAUUCAUCGAUGAUAUGCACAAAUUGAAUCCAUUGGAUUGUGAUAAUGUGUCGGCAUUGUCUUGGUUGCCAAUUAGUUUACCAUGGAAUGUCUAUUUGAUUUGCACGACUAAAGUAGCAACCGAUGCAUUGCGAUUGACGCAAAUACAAAAGGAACGAUUUAAACAAUCGGAUUCACUGUACGAUCUCAGUGCUGAUGCAAAUCAAACGGUACUACGAAAAUGUCGGACAAACGAAACAUUUACCGACUAUAUUAAACGAAAUUUUGACGAACUUGAACGGAAUUUUGGUGCUAAGGGUUUCGGACGAUUGGCCACGUAUUUGACGUGCACCGAAUAUGGACUUACCGAAACAGAACUAUUGGAAUUAUUGAUGCCGAUACACAAUAGUGAAGCGAUUAUCGACAGUAGCCAAGGCGAUUUUAACUUUUCCACAUUUCGUCAUAUUCGAAAUCGAAUGAAAGCGAUAAUUCGUCAGAAAAUCAUGUCUGGAAAAGUAUUGAUCGAGUGGAAGCACAGAUUGUGCUCGGAAUUAUCACGACAACGGUAUAUGGAUCAUGAUAUAACGCGAACAGUUCACAUUGAAAUCGCAAACAUUUUCUUCAAUCAAGAGCAAGAAGACAGCGACGAAAUCUCCAGUGAACAUAAUAGCGCCGAUAAUCCAAGCGAUUCGGUGAGCAAAUUGUACAAUCCAUCGGGCGUUGACGUUUCAUAUAGUACGCGUCAUGUGGAAGAAUCUUGGCAUCAUCUGAUGAAAUCGGAGGAUACGCAAAAAUUCAAACAAAUUGCCGUUUGUAAUUUUGAUUUUCUAUUGGCAUCGGUUCAAACCGUCUCAAUUAGCUAUUUGAGAUGUCUGAUCGAACAUGUGCGAUGCUAUAUUCUAGAUCGCGAUAUUGAAUUGGUUUAUUACACAAUUCGAAAAUCAAGUGAUGUGCUAACAAGGGAUCCCAUGCAAUUAGGCGCUCAGCUAAUUUCAUGGCUACGUCCGAUAUCAGAACAUGAUGAAAAUGACACAUCUUUACUCAGCAUCACUGUUCGUUCAGCAACCGCAUGGUGUGAUGGAAUCACUUCAGUUCCACUACUGGUUCCACUUACUGGCUGGCUUCCGUACCCUCUUCCAUCUCAAAUUCGAACAAUGACAGUUUCAGGCACUGGCGCAAUACGUUCAAUCGUGAUGGCACCAUCAAAGCAACAUUUAGUUAUUGCACCUCAAGUUGGCGACGCUCAAUUAUGGCAUAUCAUGAGCAAUAGCAUAGUUCACACAUUCAAAGGUCACAAUGGAGCUAUUACGUCGAUGAUUGUCCCACAGCAAUCACAAUAUCUCUUAACUGGAUCCGAAGACACAUCGAUCAUUGUAUGGGAUAUGAAAACAUUGUGUAUGAAAUUAAGAAUUAGGGAACAUAUUGCGCCUGUAAUUUGUGUUACUUCGGCUAUGGAUAAUACUAUUAUCAUAAGUGGUAGCGAGGAUUCCAGCAUUAUACUAUCGUCAUUUUCAACGGGAAAAUUGAUAACAAAAAUUGAUCAUCAUCGUGGUCCGGUGAGCGGUUUGCAAGUGAGCCAUGUUAGUGACGUAUUGGUUUCAUCGAGUCAUGAUGCAAGCGUUUGCCUUUGGUCAUUGGAUGAUUUCACAUUGUUGAACACUAUACAACUCAAUAGCCCAAUAUUAAAUAUUCAAAUAUCCAGCGAUUCGGUAUUCUUAUUGGCAUAUUGUAAAGAUAAUGGACUUUAUUUGCGAACAUUGGCAACUGGCACCGAAUUGCACAGUCUUAAAGGACACAAAUCAAAGGUACGUGCCAUUACCAUGGCGAUGGACAGUCAACGUGCAAUUGUCGGUUGUGAUGAUACGCGCGCAUUAAUAUUCGAUAUGCAUUCCGGUCGAUUAAUUCGUUCACUGCCGCCGAAUCCAGGCCCAGUGACAGCGUUAUACGUAUCUAAAAUGGACGACUUCCUAAUCACAGCAGGCGGAAACAAAAUCACAUUUUACUCGUUUCGAAAUGAAGAGCCACGGCCGUAUCCUCGUCGAAAUCCAAAAGGGAAGCCAUUGCGUCAGAUGUCACAUUCACAACGUGCCAUCAUCAGUGCGUCACAGCCAGCCUCUUGUUUUGAUAUUUCAAGAGAUUCACAAUUGUCGGCCAUUGCAUCCGGACGAUCAAUUCAAAUUUGGCAAAUAAAUGUGCCACAAAUGACACAAAACUUUGAUGGGCAUACGGGUGCUGUAACAUGUGUCAGUUUUUCACCGAACAGCGAAUUUUUCGCAUCGGGCGCUGAAGACAAAACGGUUAUCGUUUGGAAUUUGGUAUUCAGUUUAGUUGUUACCACAUUUAAGGGUCAUAAUGCUGCCAUUCAGUGUUUAACCGUUAUGAUGGAUUCGCGUCGCAUAAUCUCAGCCGACCGAGAUGGUUUACUUUGCGUAUGGUUGGCCGAAUCAGGAACUUUACUUCAAACAAUACAGGGACCAUAUAAAAGCCUCGCGGCAACAAACAAUAUGAAAUUUGGGGUUUGUACAAAUGGUGAUACGAUUUUGAAAAUUUGGUCAUUAACUCGCGAAAAUGAGAUUUAUUCGGUAUCACAUUCGGGCGAAAUUACAUGCUUUGUCAUAACCGUUGAUUCAUUAUUUGUGAUAACCGGAUCGCGUGAUAUGUCAUUGAAAGUUUGGCAAGCAACCGGUGGUAAAUUAGCUCAAGUAUUGGUUGGUCAUAGUGAUGCCGUAACAUGUGUUGCUGUUUCGGUUGCAAAUAAAACCCAAGUGAUUUCCGGUUCAAAAGAUUGUAAUUUAAUUGUAUGGGAUAUUCAUACGGGCGAAGAGAUUCAUACGUUAGCCGGACAUUUGGCGCAAGUAACAUGUGUUAAAAUAUCGGCCGAUGGUACAACAGCUGUAUCGGGUAGCGAUGAUAAGGUCUUAAUUGUAUGGGAAACAAAACGUGGAUUAGCGUUAACAUCAUUACAAUUGCAUGUGCCAUUCAUUCGGUUCGACAUUAGUUUAGAAUGUUCACGGGUUUUGGUGCAUAUUGUCGAUAGUCCAAUAUUGCCAGUGAUUUGUUUGCACAACACUCCAGCCAGUUACAUUAAAUUACCCACUUAUUCAGCGCCCGCACAAGAUGUUGAAGAUUUACGACCGGCCGGACCCAAACGACAAAUGCGUCGAUUAUUAAAGAAGGAGGUAUCGCUAGACACAUACACAUGGCAAAAGAAAUAUGGCCAUUUGACGAGUUCAGUGAUGAUGGCACAAGUCGAUGAACGGCUUAAGCGACGAUUCAGCGUUAGUGCAUCGAUGGAAGAGAUAUCAAAGAUAGCCGAAAUGAAAACACUUGCAUCGCAAACAUCGCUGGGACCGGAACAGGCUGCACUCGCUCAAUCACAACAUUUCGAUCAACUUGAAGCUCUUUGGAACAAACGAUCGCCACCACGACGACGAAACAAUGCGUCAUUGUCAAGACAAACGUCUUUGGUUGAAGAUCGAAUCGACGAUUCCGAUGAAGAUGAAUUUCAAGAGGAACGAUCAGAUGUGAUUUAAAUGUUAUAACGCAUGACCAAAAUAAGAUGACUAACCUCGAAAUCGUAAUAACUAAUUGGCUACUAAUUACUUUAGCUGCUCGACUGCAUUUCAUCAUCACUUACAAAUAUACACUAUUUACACACGCUAAUUUGGAAAAAAAAAUCAACAAAAACAAGACAUCAUUUAUUGAACAAAUUCCUAGACAAAUUAAGCGAUUUUAACCACAGAAUGUAUUUAUUAUAAAAAAUGACCACAAAUUUGCACGAUUUUCAAUCAAAAUCAGGAAUUGAAUUUUAAACACGAAUGAAAAAUUCACCACACACAUGCACAUGCAUUAAAAGGAUUUAAUUAUUUCGAAUAAACAACAUUGAAAAGACACACACAAUAUAUCUAUAGACAAAUCAUAAUGCACACACGUAAUUUGUUAGAAAUUCUAUUGUAAAAAUUAGUGAGAGAGAAAAAAAUUAAAAAAAGCAUCCAAUGUAAAAUAAUUAUAAUUAAUAUAACAAUAGCUGCAGAGGUUAAAUGUUUUAAACAAUUUUAUUAGUGUUAACGAUAAUCUUGUAUCUAUUUGAAUGGAUAAUUUUAUUAGCAAACACAAGGGAAGUGGAACAUCGAACAGAAUAUAAACGCUAAGUUACGUACUUACGUGCUUAUAGCAUGAGAAACAAUUAAAUACCGCAUCGUAUAUAAACAUACAUAAAUUGUAACAACACAAUUAAUCAGUACCAUCAAAGCACGAUUUAUGAUCGACCAUAUGCACCUGAAUCUCGAUUGCGAUAUCAACCCGUAGAUCAUAGCUGUGAAUGGUAGUGGAUUUUGAUAAUGGCCAUCAAUAGAGCAAUCAAAAUAAAAAAAGAAAUUAGAAUUUUAACACAAUAUAAAUAUACGAGCACGAACAAAAAUGCCCUAUACCGCUCAUUCAUACCCAACUAUUAGUCCAUGGCUAUUCCGCAUACAUAAAAUUCAAUAGAUAUUCAUCACGAACUGGUUAAAAUAAUAGCAUAGUUCUCUCUCCCGUUCUCCAUAUCAUUCGUGUCCUGAAUGGAAAUGAAAAUCAAUUUUAAUUAGAACAUUUAAUCCAAUUAAAAUGUGAAAGUGAAUGAGACUGAGAAAAAGCGAGAAUGCAAUGUGAGAUAGUAUAUUACUUGGUGUUCGUGAACAAAGUCGAAGAGGAGUAAAACAAUAAAUAUCGAAAAAUUAAUAGUUUUACAGAUUUACCGGUGUCCGUGCGUGUCUAGAACGUGUCUCUGACUGUAUACAUACAUAGUGGCUAUUAGCCACAAUACACUUGGGCGGAGGCGCAUUGCAGCCAAAGCCAGAUGGAAUGUGUAAUAGUUUUGCUUGAGCGAUUACAUAAUGGUAACAAUGUGGACUUACUAUAAUCUUUACUGAUGCAUUGGAUCGCGUUUAUAUUAAGGCGCACAUAGUGUAACAGUGGAAUAGAGAGGGAUAGAGAAAGAGAUAGUAUAAAGGCGUAUGCAAUUGUGUGAAUGUGAGCAAAAAAGGAAAAUUUUCGCGAACGACAAUGAAAUCCAUGCACAUCGAGCUAUUAAUUUGCGGUGUGAUCAGUUUAUAUGAAUAUGUACGACAUGGGAAUUGAGUGCGCCCUCUUAUACACAUAUGCCAUCAUUUAUUAUUAAUCCAAAUAUACGGUGUACAGUGCCGUUCACAUUUAAUUAUAAUUAUAAUUGAAUACACGCACGUGUUUGCGUAUUCAUCGUACAUAAACGCAUUGGCCAUUGGGAAAACGCACCGGCGUGCGUGGCACUGUGAAAGAGAAAUAGAUAGAUAAAGAAAAGAGUACGGAUGGAAUUGAACAAUCGGCUGUAUUCACAGCUCUCAAUAGGAGUAAUUUAGAUUUAUCAUCAUAUUACCAAGGGCCAUUUAACUUAAAUAUCAUUCGGUUAAUAUUAUUGUUAUGCGAAUAUUCUAUUAAGUUGGCAAUUUUACAGGCUAUGUUGAACUGAAUUUUUAAGCGAGACAACAUCAGAAAAUUAAAGAAAAAUCAUAAUAUUUAUGUGUGGUCUAUAUUCAUAAAUGAACACAUUUCCACUUAAGCAGCAAUAACUUCAAUAAUACCCAUAAAAUAUUUUGAGCUCUCUCGCACUGAAAACUAUUUCUCGGUUUAUAUCAUUUUUUUUCGCUUUACAAAACGACAUCAUGUAUAUAACAUAAAGAGAAAAAAAUGUAAUAUCAACCAUAUUAUAAAUUUUAUCAUUUAUCGAAUUUGAUGUUGUAAUUUGUAUUUU
Contarinia nasturtii (swede midge) is the source of this 7675-nucleotide messenger RNA. RefSeq lists its product as uncharacterized. The record is from RefSeq and is a predicted model, not a curated record. Lineage: Eukaryota; Metazoa; Arthropoda; Insecta; Diptera; Cecidomyiidae. The transcript has 25 exons. Bases 477 to 5441 code for a protein of 1654 amino acids. Gene Ontology annotation, molecular function: protein binding.